Homarus americanus (American lobster) is the source of this 1867-nucleotide messenger RNA. Its product is annotated as exonuclease GOR-like. Gene Ontology annotation, cellular component: nucleus. The record is from RefSeq and is a predicted model, not a curated record. Bases 174 to 1037 code for a protein of 287 amino acids. Lineage: Eukaryota; Metazoa; Arthropoda; Malacostraca; Decapoda; Nephropidae. The transcript has 2 exons. Gene Ontology annotation, molecular function: nucleic acid binding; exonuclease activity.
GGUGUCGACGAGUAGUGCAAAGUGCGCUCCACACCCAGUGUAAGCAGUGCCAGUGCAGUGAGUCACUGUUACAGCCAGAGCUACUGCUGAACCCGUCUUAUGUAACAUACGCAGUACUCCAAGUUAGUGAAACAUCACUGCUACCAAUAUUACAGAAGUCUGACCUUAUCGAGAUGGCAUUAUACCAUCGCCUACAGCAUCUGAAGCUCUCGGAGGAGGAUAUGUGUUUCUUUGGGUUUCCCCUCUCUCACUGGCAGAUAGGAAAAGCGAGACUUCCCAAUCCUGAGAACGAGUAUAGUAUUAUCACAAGGCCUGACAGACGGAUUUGUCGACGCUGUAAAACUGCUUACAGAGUUGACCAUUUUGGACGGUCUGUCUCACCUGAGUUGUGCGGGUACCACUGGGGCAAGUUGUCGACUAAAUCGGUUCCCUUCUACUACUGCUGCCGUGGGCCUGUCUCAUCUGAACCGUGUUGCAUUGCACCACAACAUGUCUCUGAUGAGAUAGAUCCUAAGAAAUUGGAUGGCUUUAUUAAAACAAAUCUUAAUAGCAAUUUCAAUAAGGAAUCUGUCUACGCCUUAGACUGCGAGAUGGUCUUCACAACAGGUGGGAUGGACGUGGCAGCCAUCACCGUCGUGGACUCCAACUGCCAGGUGGUGUACGAGACGCUGGUGCUGCCCGACGCUCCUAUUCUGGACUACACCACACAACACUCAGGUCUCAUUGAACAACAGUUCCUGGGAGUCACGACUCGACUACGAGACGUACACAUGCAGCUGCUCACGCUGGUCGGAAAAAACACCAUCCUAGUAGGCCAUGGAUUGAAUCACGACCUUCUCCGUUUGAAGGUAGUGCAUGAUCACGUUGUAGAUACCAGUGUCCUAUAUCCACAUCCUAGGGGGUUACCUUUCCGAUCUUCAUUGAUCUUCUUAAAGAAUAGGUACUUGGGGCGUGGCCCAAAGAUCGACACGGUCUUAAAAUGUAGAGGCGACGCCCAAGCAACCAUGCAACUCGCUCGUCUGAAGUGUUUCACAUGAAACUUGCAAUCCUCAGGCAUAUUCCUAUAAGCUUGCAAUCUGCUCGGAUGUUCUCUCCCUGUGCUUUGUGUAUCAUGUCUUAUGAUAUUUUAAAGUCAUAAUUCAAAGGAAAUACUGUAUUCAGAAAUCCUGUACAAAUCUGUAAAAUGACUGAUGAAUUCAGCUUGUGCUUGUAAUUAUGUUCUACUGUACUUUAUAUUCGCUUUUGCUCAGCAGGGUUCACAUUCGUUUCAUAUACAAAUCAAUCAAAAUCGCGUUGGAACUUACAGUAAAACGAUAUAAACAUUAAGAAAUCUAGUCAAAAGUCUGAGUUAAUAACAUUUGUAUAUCUUCUUUGAACAAUGUAAUAUUUUGUUGUCAAUCUUACACCCACCAGCUUAUGGUCAACUAUAAAUGCUUGUUAUCCGUUGAGAAAGAUGAUUUCCAACACUAAUCAUUAAGGGUGCUGGUGGUGGAGCCAGUGAGACACUACCAAUCAUCCUGUCUCCUCUACCAACACUGAACAAUAUAAGUUCAUUUAGAAAGUAACAAUGAACAGAUUAACUGGUCAACGGAUAGUAAGCUGAUAAGUGAUGAAAUGAUAAAUUAUAAUUAUUAGUAUCAUUGAUUUCUAUGCGACAAAGAAAUAUUGAGAUUUGUAUACUGUUCUAUAAUUGCAAUAGUCUUUAUAUCAGGGCUAGAUAGUUUAUUCCGAGAUAAAAAUACCAGUCUAGAACUGGUUAUAUGGUAAUGGUCCUGUAAUAUCCAUGUGGUAAUAAUAUCAUACUAUAGUUGGUGCCUUACCCUACAUACAAUGUAUCAAUAACAUGCUAAUAAAGCAAUCUGCCUGC